Molecule: messenger RNA, 804 nt
Organism: Diatraea saccharalis (sugarcane borer)
Lineage: Eukaryota; Metazoa; Arthropoda; Insecta; Lepidoptera; Crambidae
Source: the annotation of a GenBank genome assembly
AUGUUGAUGGCGGGCGCUUUGCCGGCCGAGCCUGAGGGUCUCUUGGCCCUCAGUGCACUCCCGGGACAAAAGGACACCACCUGGACGAAGCUGUUCGUCGGCGGACUACCCUAUCACACGACGGAUAAGAGCCUGAGGGAACACUUCGCCGUGUUCGGUGACAUAGAGGAAGCGGUCGUCAUAACAGACAGGCAGACUAGUAAAAGCAGGGGAUAUGGCUUCGUAAUAAUGUCGGACAGAGCUGCGGCCGAGCGCGCGUGUAAAGAUCCCAACCCCAUCAUAGAUGGAAGGAAAGCAAAUGUGAACCUUGCCAUUCUAGGAGCAAAACCCAGAGGAAAUCUAGCACCAGGGUUUGGUUUGGCUGCGGCGGCAGCGGCAGGAGUGCGCGCUGGUUACCCUACUGUGCUACCUUCUCCGUAUGGGUUGUCUCCUGGGUACGUGUAUGGCGCUCCUGGUUACGUAGGGACAAUGGGCGGGGUGGGAGCUGGGGUCGGCGCUGGUGCAGGGGGCUUGGUACAACUACCUCAGUUGCAACAUGCUGCAGCGGUAGCGGCCGCAAAUCACUUAUAUGAAUACCAGGCUGCGGCUGCGCAAGGCGCUGCGGCAUAUCAGCAGCAAUACGCAGCGGCAGGAUUCGAUCCAUAUGCUACCGCCGCAGAUAUGUAUGUUUCAGCAGCGGCAGCGGCGGCUACCGGGGCAGGCUACGUAUCUCCAUACUACGCGUUGCCAGGAGGUGGAGUGCAGGCCCCUCUUUUACCCCCACUCCCAUAUCCCCCUCAGCUGCAAGAAGCGAGAAUGCAGUAG